CGCCGCCGCCAACCGACGUCACCAAGACAGAGCGCAGGCGGCCCGGCUAGCCCGGCCAGUCAACUGGGCGGUUCCGCUCGGACCCAGGCCCCGGUCCUGGCCUGGAGAUGGGAACGGCGCUUCCCGGGCUGAGCGUGGCGGCAGUCUGCACGGACCCGCGCCCCUGAACCCCGGGAAGAGCCUCUGCCCACCUGCGUUCUGCGGCGCCUCGGGGGCCUCCGCACCGCAGCAGCCCAGGCCAGCGAGGCGGCGGGGCGAGGAUGCUGGCGGCAGUGCUGGGCAGCGGCCCUCGGGGCCGGCCUUCCCUGCGGCGGCUCCUGGGACCCACGCUCUCGCCGAGGGCCCGCUCCACUUCUGCCACGGACACCCACCAUGUGGAGAUGGCGCGGGAGCGCUCCAAGACCGUCACCUCCUUCUACAACCAGUCAGCCAUCGACGUGGCGGCCGAGAAGCCCUCAGUGCGCCUCACUCCAACCAUGAUGCUUUAUUCCGGUCGCUCUCAGGACGGCAGCCACCUUCUGAAAAGCGGCCGGUACCUGCAGCAAGAGCUACCAGUAAGGAUCGCUCACCGCAUCAAGGGCUUCCGCAGCCUUCCCUUUAUCAUCGGCUGCAAUCCCACGAUCCUGCACGUGCAUGAAUUGUACAUCCGUGCCUUCCAGAAGCUGACAGACUUCCCUCAGAUCAAGGACCAGGCGGAUGAAGCCCAGUAUUGCCAGCUGGUGCGACAGCUGCUAGAUGACCACAAGGAUGUGGUGACCCUCUUAGCCGAGGGCCUGCGUGAGAGCCGCAAGCACAUACAGGAUGAAAAGCUUGUCCGCUACUUCUUGGACAAGACACUGACUUCAAGACUUGGGAUCCGCAUGUUGGCCACCCAUCAUCUGGCACUGCAUGAGGACAAGCCUGACUUUGUUGGCAUCAUCUGCACUCGCCUGUCACCAAAGAAGAUUAUUGAAAAGUGGGUGGAUUUUGCCAGACGCCUGUGUGAACACAAGUAUGGCAAUGCCCCCCGCGUCCGCAUCAAUGGACACGUGGCCGCCCGCUUCCCCUUCAUCCCUAUGCCGCUAGACUAUAUUCUGCCCGAGCUGCUCAAGAAUGCCAUGAGAGCCACAAUGGAGAGUCACCUAGAUACUCCCUACAAUGUCCCAGAUGUGGUCAUCACCAUCGCCAACAAUGAUAUCGAUUUCAUCAUCAGGAUUUCAGACCGGGGUGGAGGAAUUGCACAUGCUAACUUGGAGCAAGUCAUGGAUUACCACUUCACUACGGCGGAGGCCAGCACCCAGGACCCCCGCAUCAGCCCCCUCUUUGGCCAUCUGGACAUGCACAGUGGCAGCCACUCAGGACCCAUGCAUGGCUUUGGCUUCGGGUUGCCCACGUCAAGGGCCUACGCAGAGUACCUCGGCGGUUCCUUGCAGCUGCAGUCCCUGCAGGGCAUUGGCACAGAUGUCUACCUGCGCCUCCGCCACAUUGAUGGCCGGGAGGAAAGCUUUCGGAUCUGAUCCCUGGCCUGCUUGCUUGCCCAGGCUGGGCCACACACCCUGCCAGGACCUUCUGGGUUGGGCACGCUGGCCCUCUGCCCCACACAGUGCUGCCUCUUGGGUCUUUGGGCCCCAGCCAAACAGAUUUACACAGAGCCAGGUGCCACUCCUCAGCAGUGCCCACUGGCUCCUAACCUCCAGGCAUGGAGGGGAAGAGGUGGGAUCUCUGGGACUCUAGCACCUGCUGUCAUUCUUGUUCCUGGGGAACCCCUAUGUGGCCUGCUGUUUGUUAUUAAAGUUCACAUUCUGAAUGCC
Molecule: messenger RNA, 1790 nt
Organism: Octodon degus (degu)
Lineage: Eukaryota; Metazoa; Chordata; Mammalia; Rodentia; Octodontidae
Gene: Bckdk
Product: branched chain ketoacid dehydrogenase kinase
Exons: 12
Coding region: 261-1496 (411 amino acids)
Biological process (GO): protein phosphorylation; regulation of glucose metabolic process
Cellular component (GO): mitochondrion
Molecular function (GO): pyruvate dehydrogenase (acetyl-transferring) kinase activity
Source: RefSeq, a predicted model, not a curated record